Messenger RNA from Suillus subalutaceus, 807 nucleotides. RefSeq lists its product as uncharacterized. Lineage: Eukaryota; Fungi; Basidiomycota; Agaricomycetes; Boletales; Suillaceae. Bases 1 to 807 code for a protein of 268 amino acids. The transcript has 4 exons. The record is from RefSeq and is a predicted model, not a curated record.
AUGCUUGUGGAUCCGGCGAUUGACAUCAGGAGUCAAGACUCGUUGUUAGUCACGGUCACCGCGAGAAAAAACGGUUCCACAGGCGCCCAUGAUGCUUCGGAGAUUGCCGGCACGCUUAAGCGAGACCAUUCGUCUCCGCGUCGCGCCCCCUUACGCCUCCCGCUUUUCCAGAAAGUCUGGGAAUCCGAAUUUUCGGCAGUCUCCGCCCGGCUCCGUGUGGGUCUGUCCGGGUCUGUCUUGGGGAUCCCUGGCGCCAAGAAUAGACCGUUUUGGGAAAACUCUCGCCCAGUACCCAGCGUGACUGUUACUCUCGUCUACGGCGAUCCCACCUCGACGGCACCAAUGGGCAGUGUCCCCCUGCCCAACAACGCACCCACCGUGAGCAGCGUGCUCGCGGUGGUUUUGAUCGCGAUCUUUCUUGUCAUCGUCGUCACCUGCCCCUGGUGGAAGCAAAAACUCCCGCCCUUCGUCCUCUGUGGAUGCUGCCCUUUCAUUGUGGUCCACUCGGAGCGCGAAAACAACAUCCCAGACAUCGUGGACCUGGCGUUCGCCAGGUUGGACGCGACCGGCGCCGGUUCCAAGGAGCUCAGAGCGCAUACACGUUGGAGUACUACGUCAAUGUCAACAUGGGACCUUGAACGAAACGCGCGUCGUCGCGGUCACAAGGGGACCGAUUUCACGGUCGGCUACCCCCAAAACGAUUCCUGUCGAGGUGUAGGGUUUAUGAGGGGUCCAAUGACAUUGAAGAGCGUUCUGACGGGUAAGGAAUUAGGGUAUAGUGCAAUCUUAGCGAAUGCAGGAUGGUAA